This is a messenger RNA of Paramecium octaurelia, 1851 nucleotides long. Lineage: Eukaryota; Ciliophora; Oligohymenophorea; Peniculida; Parameciidae. The record is from the annotation of a GenBank genome assembly.
AUGGAAUAUUAUCAAGUCAAGACAAAUCGAGUAGAGACUAAUAUUACAUCAGUAAAGAGUAAUGGCUAGAAUUUGACGACGAGAGUGGAGUCUGUAAGCAACGGGGAACAAGAUCGGAGAAUUCAAAAUAUUACAAAAUAAAUGCAAAUAUUUUUAAUGGCCAUAGAACUAGAAAGACUUAGUGAAUAAAAUUACAAGUUAUAAUAGAGGUUGAAAAAUAUGGAGGAUCAACAAUUUAAUACAAUGAAUCUUGAAUAAUAGAUUAUAGAUUUGAAAUAGAAAAUGGAUUACUUAGAGCAAUAGUAUUAAACAGUUGUAAUUCAGAAGGAAGAAAUCAAGUAUAAUUAUGAAGAAAUCAUAAAAUAUCAUGAGAAAAGUGAAGACAAUUAGAAUCUAUUAAAAAAUGACAUCGAAAAACUCAGAAUUAAAUUAAGAGACUUUGAGGAAUAAAAACAAAAUGAGAUUUUAGCCAUCAUUAAAUAAAGAGAUCUUGAAGCACAAAAAUUAUUGGUAUUGAAAUUUUUCAUAUCUAAUAGUAAAAACAUUAAUAAGAGAAUGAUUUCAAUUGGAAACAAUAAAUGGAAUACAUGGAGAAGGAAUUAUAAAAAUACAAAGAAUUGCAUUACUAAAUCAAAAAAGAAAAUACAGAAUUGAAAACUAUGUUGCAAUAGGAGGAUCUUUCUAAAAAUAGAGAAUUGGAAACAUUAAUAAUUUAAUAUAAAAAUGAUAUAGAUAGGCUUAAUCAUAAUUUGAAUAAAUAUUAAUUAGAAAAUUAAGAUUUAAAAGAACGAAUAUAUAACGUUGAUUAAAUACAAGAAGAAUUACAGAAAUUAUUAUAAGAGAACCAAGAUCUUCGUGAGAACCUGUAAUAAUUAGAAAAUGAGAACUAAGAAAAACAUGUGGAUUGUAAAAUAUUUUAAGAAGAACUUGAAAAAUUAAGAUAUGGUUUAUCAGUAAAAACCUAAGAACUUGAUGAAUAUAAAAUAAAAGCUACCAAAUAUGAGAAAUCCUAAAUAGACUUCCAAAGGAAUAAAAAAUCAUUAGAUGAAAAAUUUGCAAUUAUGCAAUAGGAAAUUGACAGAUUAUAAUUUAUUAUUAGGUAAAAAACGACUGAAAUAGAGAAUCUCUAAAAAAGAAUUCAUGACAAUUCAAAUGAGAAACAAAGAAUGGGAGAAUUGGAAUACCUAUCAAAAUUAAAUGAUAAGAAAAAUCAAGAUUUGGAUAAAAGAAAUUAAGAACUUAACUAAAAAUUAAUUGAUUAAACCAAAAAGAUCUCAGAACUUGAAAAAUAAAAUAAUGACUAUCUCUCCUUACAUAAUAAACUCAAAGAGAAAUGUGAAGAAUUUGAAGGAAGAUAUAACAAUCUCCUUUAAGAGGUAGAUAAAAUAAAUAAAUAACUUGCUUAGAAGUAAUAUUAUAUUUAAUUUCUAAGAGUUUAGGAAAACGAAGGUUUGAAUAAAUAGAUCGCAGAUAGUAGAAUGAAAUUGGCCAAUUAUGAUAGCCAACUUUAAGAUUUAUAUGAUUAAAUUAAUAUCCUGGAGUAGGACAUUGAGAAAUUAAAAAAGUAUGAAGAAAAUGUAAGAGCAUAAUGAUUUUUAGUGUAGAGUAUUAUCAUAUGAGAUUGAUAGAUUGAAUAGCCUGAUCGCUUAAUAAGAAGAGGAACUUAAGAAGUGGAGACUAUAGUAUGCAAAUGAAGGAUCAUUAAAUAAAAAGAUUAUUGAACAGUUAUCCAUAAUGUUUGUUCUUAUGAUUGAAAUAGAUAGUUUAAGAAAUUCCAUUGUACAAAAAGACAAAUAAAUUGAGGAUCUAAGAAACUAAAACUUAGCUCAAUUUAAAGAAAAAAAUAAAUGA